AUGGCGAAUCCUCUGCAGUUUGCCUACCGAACCCAAAAGGCCAUUGGCGUCACCAAUGCCGCGCCUGCCUACGAGCCUCUCGCCGAGUUCGUCAAGCCGGAAGGGAACUUGCGUUGCUGUGUCUAUUCGCCUUGUGGCCGCUACCUUGCCUGGGCGACUAGCGACCGUGUCGGCAUUGUUGAUGCCACCACCGGUCAUGUCUUCACUUCCGUCACCGUCGUUAAUGUCUUCGAGGUCGCCUUUUCCCCCAGGGGUACCUAUUUCAGCACCUGGGAACGCCCUGCCAAGGACGAGGCCGGUGAUGCCACCAAGAACCUCAAGAUCUGGCGUACCGUUGAGGAGCUGACCGAAGGCGCCGAGAAGCAGCCCAUUGGACAGUUUGUUCAAAAGUCCCAGACGGGCUGGAACCUGCAAUACACCUCUGACGAAAAGUUUUGCGCUCGUAGCGUGACAAAUGAGGUGCAGUUCUUUGAAAGCCACGAUCUCCGAACUGUUUGGAACAAGCUGCGGGUCGAAGGUGUGACUGAUUUUGCCAUUGCUCCCGGCAAGAGCCACAACGUUGCCGUCUUUGUUCCUGAGCGCAAGGGCCAACCCGCAAGCGUCCGAGUGUACAACGUUCCUCAGUUUACGAACCCGAUUUCGCAAAAGACCUUUUUCAAGGGCGACAAGGUCCAACUCAAGUGGAACAGCUUGGGAACGGCACUGAUUGUGCUGGCACAAACCGAAGUGGACAAGUCCAACAAGAGCUACUAUGGAGAGACUAACCUGUAUCUCCUAUAUGCCAACGGUGGCUUUGACGCUCGCAUUACCCUGGAUAAGGAGGGUCCGAUCCAUGAUGUGUCUUGGUCACCCAACGGCAAAGAAUUUGGAGUCAUUUACGGUUAUAUGCCCUCGAAGACUACCAUCUUCAAUCAGCGCGCCGUCGCCAUGCAUUCCUUCCAGAUUGCUCCACGCAACACCAUGAUCUUCUCACCCACCGGUCGCUUUGUCUUGGUGGCCGGCUUUGGAAACUUGGCAGGUCAGAUCGACGUCUACGACCUGGAGAAGGACUAUCGAAAGAUUUGCACCAUUGAAAGUGGUAAUCCUAGUGUCUGUCAGUGGAGUCCAGACAGCCGUUACAUCAUGACAGCCACCACCUCCCCGCGCCUCCGUGUUGACAAUGGAAUCAAACUCUGGCACGUCAGCGGCACCAUCAUGUACAAUGAGGAUAUGACCGAGCUGUACACCGUCGGAUGGCGUCCGGUUCUGCCAGAGAAUACUCCUACUGCGGAUCCUCUGACUCCUCUGCCUGUCGCGCACUCCUCCGCAGUCGCAUUCUUGGGCACAGUCAAGACACCGUCAAAGCCCGUGGGCGCCUACCGCCCUCCCGGUGCCCGCGGUAUGUCUACCCCUCUUCACUUCCGACGUGAAGAUGAGGGUGGUGCCGCUCAUGUCAUGAGCAACGGAACAGCCAAUAUUGGACCCAAUGGCUUUGGUCGUGCACGCCGCCAAGUGCCUGGUGCUGAAACCAUCGAUUCUGGUGCCCGCACUGUUCCUGGUGCUGCCCCAGCAGCUGAUGGCGACGACAGUCUUUCCAAGGCUGCCCAAAAGAAUAAGAAGAAGCGUAACAACAAAAAGAAGCAAGGUGGCGAGGGUCAUGAUGCCAACGGUAAUGCGGGUGGUCUUGCUCCCCCAUCUAGCGAGCAGGGUGCCGCAGCUGGUAACGAUGGCCGCAGCCCCGAACGCCGAGGUAACCGCAACAACCACCAGCACAGCCGCAGUCGCUCGCGGAACAACGCGCCCGGCGGUAACAACCCGGGCCGCAACCGCAGCAACACGGCGCGCAAUGGUGAAGGAUACGCCGUGCGCGAUGGUGGCGCUCCCCUGAACCCCCAGGUCCAGACUGCACAGAUUCCGUCCAUUGUCGAGUCCCCUCUCUCCCCUGGUAGCCAGAACCCAGCUGCAAAGAAGCUCAGGAGCUUGCAAAAAAAGGUUCGUGCCAUUGAAGACCUGGAGAUGCGCCACGCCGGCGGCGAAAAAUUGGAGGAUACGCAGAUUAAAAAGAUUUCUACCAAAGCCUCUGUCCUCAAGGAGCUCGAGACUCUAGAAAAGCAGGGUAUCUGA
Molecule: messenger RNA, 2103 nt
Organism: Pestalotiopsis fici W106-1
Lineage: Eukaryota; Fungi; Ascomycota; Sordariomycetes; Amphisphaeriales; Sporocadaceae
Exons: 2
Coding region: 1-2103 (700 amino acids)
Biological process (GO): translational initiation
Cellular component (GO): cytosolic small ribosomal subunit
Molecular function (GO): protein binding; translation initiation factor activity; ribosome binding
Source: RefSeq, a predicted model, not a curated record